CAUGGGGUGCUGGACCAAGCUCUUCCGGCCACUGGGGUUCAGGUGCGGUAAGAUCAGUGUUGCUGGAACCAAGUCCCUGGGGGGCGUCCGCUCACUGGACUCCAUGUUGCUGAGAUCUUCAUCUUUUACAACUUUGAGUAAUUGUAAGCUUCUGUUGUCUGCAUAACCAAGGCUUCAUUUAUCCAGCCCUUGCUAAUGGACUUUGUCUUCAGCUGCUUGGGCUGCCAUCACAAAGUCCCACAGACUAGGUGGCUUAAACAACAGAAAGUUAUCGUCUCACAGUCUGGAGGCCAGAAGUUCGAGAUCAAGGUGUUGGCAGGGUUGGUGUCUUCUGAAGCCUCUCUCCCUCCCCGGCAGAUGGCCGUCUUCUCCCUCGAUCUUCACAUGGGCUUCUCUGUAAGAAAUUACUUUGACUUAUCCCCACAACCCUGGAGGCUGAAGCCUGCAUCUCUGAGCCUGUCAACGCAUUGCCUGCUAAGUGACUCCAUUGAGCCUCUCGAGCUAAAAACUGCCCUUUUUCUAAAGCCAGGCAAACUAAAGUUGGACAACUUGAAAGAAACUUCAGAGAAACUGACACCACAACUCAUGUAUAGACAAUCUUCAUGCCUGUUGCUGUGUGGGCUAUUUAGAAGACCACCUGAGAGGCAUUCAAACUGCAAACCAGGAAAAUCUAUCAAAUCCUCACUUCCUGUCCUUACUCUGAGGAAUGAUUUGAGUUUGAUAUCUAGAAAUCUUCUCUACCAUCCACCAUUCAGAACUCAGAAACUGGUUUAUAAUUUGCUACAAUCAUUAGCCAUUGUUUUUCUUUUGUUUCCACAGAAAUGCCUUAUUAAAUAUUUGAUUUCUUGCACAAUAUAGGCCUAAGGUUGGGAGCCCACAUUUAUGGCUACCUCCUAAAAUGAGACAAACCUGUUUACCUGAACUGACCUAGUUUUAAGACUAAGAGAUUAAUUCAAUGAAAUAAUAGAGCAAUCUACCACCUCAGUUUUUAACAUGUGAAACUUCCAGGGAAGUAUCAGAGGAGGGAGCUGAUAGGGUUCAAGGCUGGGCUGCCCCAAAUAUGCCAAGGUAGCAUAUUGAUUAUUUUGAACAAAAGUUACUUGAGAAACAGCC
Messenger RNA from Physeter macrocephalus (sperm whale), 1113 nucleotides. RefSeq lists its product as uncharacterized. NCBI's taxonomy places the organism in Eukaryota, Metazoa, Chordata, Mammalia, Artiodactyla, Physeteridae. The transcript has 3 exons. The coding region runs from base 196 to 858 and encodes 220 amino acids. The record is from RefSeq and is a predicted model, not a curated record.